ACCACGAUGUCCUAUACAACAGCAAGGAGAAGAAGGCGGGACUACUACAGCCUCUUCCUGUCCCAGAACAACCAUGUCAAGUGGUUAGCCUGGAUUUCAUUACCGGGUUACUACCUACCACUAGCGGUCAUGAUGCAAUUCUUGUGGUUAUUGACAAGUUCUCUAAAAUGGGACACUUCAUCGCGACACACACGACAGUACGCACCAAUGAAACAGCACAACUCUUCGUUCGCUACAUCAUCUCACAGCAUGGCAUUCCAACCACACUCAUCUCCGACUGAGACCCCAAGUUCACCAGCAAGUUCUGGGAGGAACUCAUGUCUCUGCUCAGGACCAAACUCGCCAUGUCAUCCACCUACCAUCCGCAGACAGAUGGACAGACCGAGCGCCUCAGCCAGAUUGUUGAGCAACUCCUCCCGAGCAGCCUGCAAGGACGAGAUCUCCAAAUGGGACUUGCACCUGCCCGUUCUAAAGUUUGCUUACAACAAUGCUAUACAUGCCGCUACUGGACAGACGACGUUCUUCCUCUUCUACGGACGCCACCCACUCACACCACAAAAACUGACAGCAUCAGCUACAGUCCAGCCUGCACACAAGAUUCACAAUGCCUUCCAUGUCCACCUUGUAAAGCCCUAUCGGGAUCCGAACACGAUCUUCGUCGGACGCCAACCGCCGCCGCCGCCGCCCGUCCUCGUCCAGAAUGAACCGGAGUAUGAGGUCGAGUCCGUGCUUGCACACCGCCGUCGUCGGAAUGGCACCAUAGAGCUUCUUAUUCGUUGGAAGGGUUAUGAUCCUUCUGAGGACAUUUGGGUACCUGAGACCAACAUGGGUAAUGCCCGUCGUCCUCUGCAUGACUACCUUGUCAAGCAGGCAGCCGCAGUCUCAGCAGUAACAGCCCUUUUACAUCUUCGGGCGUUCACCUGCUCAGCAACAACAACAGCAACAACAACAACAGAAACAACAUCCACAGCAAUUUCAGCAACAGCAACAACAGCAACAACCUCAACAACAGGGUAUUGUUUUUCAGCCGCCGAAUUUACUUAACAGCACACAAAUCAAGACCAGUUUACCUU
Molecule: messenger RNA, 1073 nt
Organism: Closterium sp. NIES-67
Lineage: Eukaryota; Viridiplantae; Streptophyta; Zygnematophyceae; Desmidiales; Closteriaceae
Source: the annotation of a GenBank genome assembly